This is a messenger RNA of Capsicum annuum, 1165 nucleotides long. RefSeq names its product putative Myb family transcription factor At1g14600. Gene Ontology annotation, molecular function: DNA binding; DNA-binding transcription factor activity. Bases 168 to 1049 code for a protein of 293 amino acids. The transcript is spliced from 5 exons. The record is from RefSeq and is a predicted model, not a curated record. Lineage: Eukaryota; Viridiplantae; Streptophyta; Magnoliopsida; Solanales; Solanaceae.
UCCAAGGGUUUGAUUUUUCCAUUUGUGCUACUUAGAAUAUUUCUCUUUUAUAGUGUAGUUCUCCGCACAUAGAAGAAUAGACAGAAGUAUGGUCGAAGAUUUAUUUCUUGCUUUCCUUUCUUAUUAGGACAAGCUAAUAAGAGAAGAUAGAGCUACUACCAAGUGUGAUGGAGGAUAGUGGUGGCACUGAGUUUUCAAAGACAAGCCCUAAUUCAGACAAAUAUGUGGACGAGGACGAGAACACUUGGAUCAAAUUGCAAAAGGAUGGAGGAAGCUCAAGCAACAGUACUGUUGAAGAGAGUCGUGAGAAGAAGAUCUCUGUGAGGUCUUAUGUUCGAUCUAAGAUGGCUAGACUCCGAUGGACACCUGAUCUCCAUCGCCGUUUUGUUCAUGCUGUGGAAAGACUUGGUGGACAUGAUCGAGCAACACCCAAAUUAGUUCUUCGAUUGAUGGACAUAAAAGGACUCAACAUUGCACAUGUCAAGAGCCAUUUGCAGAUGUAUAGAAGCAAGAAGAUUGAUGAUCCAACUCAAGGGAUUACAAAUCAUCAGAAGCUUUUUAUGGAAGGUGGAGAUUCAUAUAUCUAUAACUUGAGCCUCCCUAUGCUCUCAAGUUUCAAUUCCACUUUUAGAUGUGGAGGUGCUUUUUCUAGGAAUUUUCAAGAUAACUUGAUGCACAGCUCAACAAUGGGACAAAGCACAAAUGACAAGGCCAGAACAACAUUUUACUCAACACUUAAUGAGAGGAUCUUUGCCAACAACUACCAUAUUGAUAAGCUCACUCCCUUAUUUCAGACAGCUGAAAAAUCUCAAGCAAGAAUACUGAGUCCUUUGAAAUGGAAGGCUAAGGAUUGUGACCUAAUUGACCUGAAUCUAUCUCUAGGAGUAAAGCAAAAGAGCAACAACCAUGACGACGACGAUGAUGAUGGGAGUACUUUAACAUUAUCAUUGUCCUCACAAAUCUCUUCUUCGAGACUGAAAGAAGAUGCUAAUUAUGCUACAAUUGAAAAUGGAAGAAGAGGGGCAAGUACUCUGGAUCUGACUCUAUGAAUGUGACAUGAUGAUUCUAAGUGAGAUCCUGAGGUACUUGUUUCUGAGAUUAAUGCAUUUCGUUGAGAAUCUCUUUGUACUAUUUACAAAGUUAAUAUUACAACUCUAAUUUUUCA